Melozone crissalis (California towhee) is the source of this 552-nucleotide messenger RNA. Its product is annotated as interleukin-36 receptor antagonist protein-like. The coding region runs from base 1 to 552 and encodes 183 amino acids. Gene Ontology annotation, molecular function: cytokine activity. Gene Ontology annotation, biological process: cytokine-mediated signaling pathway; inflammatory response to antigenic stimulus; cellular response to lipopolysaccharide. Lineage: Eukaryota; Metazoa; Chordata; Aves; Passeriformes; Passerellidae. The record is from RefSeq and is a predicted model, not a curated record. The transcript has 4 exons.
AUGGCGGACAGCGGGGACACGGCCGAGGGCGUCACCGACCCCGACAUGGUGGCCUUGUUCGACGACUUCCUGGGGAAAGAGGUGACGGUGCCCAUCGGGGAGGUGACACCGGCGUCACGGCCCGAGCCCCGGCCGUACCACUACGUGCUGCGGGACACGGAGCAGCAGGGGCUGUGCCUGCGCCACGGACACCUGGUGGCCACCAGCCUGCAGGGGGCCAACGCCGCCCUGGAAGAGCCCAUCAGCGUUGUCCCCAACCGGCACCUGGAGCGCCGGCGCAGUCCCCUCAUCGUGGGCAUCCGCGGUGGCACCCGCGCCCUGUGCUGUGGCACCGGCCCCGAGCCCCGGCUGAGCCUGGAGGACGUGGGGCUGCUGGACCUGUUCUCGGGGGACAAGGACAGGGCCCUGCCCUUCACCUUCUACAAGACCUUCGGGGGCUCCACGCACACCUUCGAGGCCGCCGCCUUCCCCGGGCUCUUCCUCAGCACGGCCCCGGAGGAGCCGCUGGGCCUGGCCCCGGGCGCCACGGCCUUCUACCUGCGCCGCAAGUGA